AUGGCUGCAUCCACGAUUCUCCCACUCAUUCUCUUGACACUCACUCCAGUACUCCUCAUCACCAUCCCUCAAACCCUAGCCAAAACCCCUGUAGCCCCAGCCCCUGCACUUGCCGGUCCGGUUAACCUAGUCAGAAUUCUUGACAAAAGUGGCCAAUACAAAACCUUCUUUCGCCUAUUGCAACAAACCCAAGUGGGAAACCAAGUCAAUAACCACCUCAAGGGCUCCAUUACCGAAGGCUUUACCGUGUUCGCCCCUACCGACAACGCCUUCCGCAAUCUCAAAGCCGGAACCAUAAACAGACUCACCAACCAACAACAAGUUCAGCUUGUGCUUUACCAUGUCGUAGCAAAAUACUACUCUUUGAAUGGUCUUCGAUCGGUUCGUAACCCUGUUAGGACCCAAGCUACGGGCCAAAACGGCAUUUUUGUGCUUACCUUCACUAGUCAAGGAAAUCGGGUCAAUGUGUCUAGUGGCAUGGUUAAGACACAAAUUAACAAUGCUCUAAGGCAGAAAUUUCCUCUGGCUGUUUAUCAGGUGGACAAAGUUUUGUUGCCUAAGGAGUUGUUUGGAGCAAAGUCUCCGUCGGAAGUGGACAAAGGUUCCCCCGCUGACGGGAAGUAUUCGACGAACGAUGUGUGUUGGAUAUGGUGCAAAUAGUAACGUGACCAAACACAGUGAUGGCAGAAAGAGAGAGCUACAACCUACAAAUCUGCAGCGUGAAUAAAGGGAGGCGUGAA
Tripterygium wilfordii is the source of this 740-nucleotide messenger RNA. Its product is annotated as fasciclin-like arabinogalactan protein 9. The transcript has a single exon. The record is from RefSeq and is a predicted model, not a curated record. Bases 1 to 660 code for a protein of 219 amino acids. Lineage: Eukaryota; Viridiplantae; Streptophyta; Magnoliopsida; Celastrales; Celastraceae.